Molecule: messenger RNA, 2523 nt
Organism: Diabrotica virgifera virgifera (western corn rootworm)
Lineage: Eukaryota; Metazoa; Arthropoda; Insecta; Coleoptera; Chrysomelidae
Gene: Cpsf73
Product: cleavage and polyadenylation specificity factor 73
Exons: 15
Coding region: 115-2178 (687 amino acids)
Biological process (GO): mRNA 3'-end processing by stem-loop binding and cleavage
Cellular component (GO): mRNA cleavage and polyadenylation specificity factor complex
Molecular function (GO): 5'-3' exonuclease activity; RNA endonuclease activity; RNA binding
Source: RefSeq, a predicted model, not a curated record
AGGAAAAAAGAGCAAACUAUUUUUAGGUUAUGUUAUGAGUGAACGGUUGUGUAUUUAUUAGAAAAAUAGUAUCUGUGUAAAUAAACUUUUUGGUAAUAACUAAAUAAUAUUACCAUGUCCUACAAAAGAAAACCAGAUUCACAAGUUCCGGCAGAGGAGAGCGACUUGCUUACUAUACGACCACUGGGAGCUGGUCAAGAAGUAGGAAGAUCAUGUAUUAUGAUAGAGUUCAAAGGAAAGAAAAUUAUGCUUGAUUGUGGAAUUCACCCAGGUUUAUCAGGAAUGGAUGCUUUACCUUUCGUAGAUCUAAUUGAGGCAGAUGAGAUAGAUCUUCUUCUUAUUUCUCACUUUCAUUUAGAUCACAGUGGUGCCUUACCAUGGUUUUUACUAAAGACUAGUUUCAAGGGACGUUGUUUCAUGACACAUGCCACUAAAGCGAUAUACAGAUGGUUAUUAUCUGAUUAUAUCAAAGUCAGUAAUAUUGCUACUGAACAAAUGUUAUACACUGAAGCAGAUUUAGAGGCCAGUAUGGAUAAAAUAGAAACCAUCAAUUUUCAUGAAGAAAAAGAUAUAUUGGGUGUAAAAUUUUGGGCUUAUAAUGCAGGGCAUGUUCUUGGGGCCGCUAUGUUUAUGAUUGAAAUUGCAGGUGUAAAGAUCCUGUAUACUGGAGAUUUUUCAAGGCAAGAAGAUAGACAUUUGAUGGCUGCAGAAAUUCCAACUAUACACCCCGAUGUAUUAAUAACAGAAUCUACAUAUGGAACACAUAUUCAUGAGAAGAGAGAAGAUCGUGAAACACGCUUUACCACAUUGGUGCAUGAUAUUGUCAAUAGGGGAGGAAGGUGCUUGAUUCCGGUAUUCGCGUUGGGAAGAGCACAAGAAUUGUUGCUAAUAUUAGAUGAAUAUUGGAGUCAGCACCCAGAACUUCACGAUAUUCCUAUAUAUUAUGCUUCUUCUUUGGCUAAAAAGUGUAUGGCUGUAUAUCAAACGUAUAUAAACGCCAUGAAUGAUAGAAUAAAGCGCCAGAUUGCCAUCAAUAAUCCAUUUGUGUUUAAACAUAUUUCGAAUUUGAAGGGAAUUGACCAUUUUGAAGAUAUCGGACCAUGUGUUAUUAUGGCUUCUCCUGGUAUGAUGCAAAGUGGCCUAUCAAGAGAAUUAUUCGAGAAUUGGUGUACGGAUUCCAAAAACGGAGUCAUAAUAGCAGGUUAUUGUGUAGAAGGAACUUUAGCGAAAACUAUAUUGUCCGAACCAGAAGAAAUAACUACGAUGCUUGGACAAAAGCUACCCCUUAAGAUGUCUGUAGAUUAUAUAUCAUUUUCGGCUCAUACGGAUUACCAACAAACUAGUGAAUUUAUCAGAAUGUUGAAACCUCCACACGUGGUUUUAGUACACGGAGAACAAAACGAGAUGAAUCGAUUAAAGGCAGCUCUACAACGAGAAUACGAAGACGACCCAAAUACUACAAUCAAUUUGUACAAUCCGAGGAACACACACUCAGUGGAACUGUACUUUAGGGGUGAGAAAACCGCCAAAGUGAUGGGUCAACUGGCAGUGGAUGAACCCCAGCCUGGUAAAACGCUAAACGGUAUUUUGGUUAAGAGAAAUUUCAAUUAUCAUAUACUAUCUGCUGAGGAUUUACCACAAUAUACUGAUUUAAGUAUGAGUCAGAUAAUGCAGAGACAAAGCUUACACUUCGCCUGCAACGUUGCGAUGCUUAGACACAUGCUGACACAAGUUGCUGGCUUAUUGGAGCCAAUAGACGGAGACAAGAAACUGAAAGCCUUCAAUGCGAUAGACAUUACGAUAGAACAAAAAGUUGUUACGUUAGAGUGGAUGGCUAACCCCGUCAAUGACAUGUAUGCCGAUUCUCUAGUUGCUGCAAUUCUACAAGCUGAUCUGUUGGAUGUUCCUUUAAAAUCUAUGAACACAUCAAUUAAAGUUGACAGAAUGCAUUUUAAGGAAUGUCUAAUUGAGAUGUUACAGGAUAUGUUUGGCGAAGACUCAGUACCGAAAAUAUUUAAAGGAGAAAAGUUAUAUGUAACUGUUAACGAUAAACGUGCAGAUAUCAACUUAACUAAUUUGGAAGUGAAAUGCCCAAAUGAUGAAACAUUCCAGCAAAUUGUACAAACAGCAGUUACUAAACUGUAUCAGUGUCUAGCACCACCUCAAGUUGAAACGUAAUCUAUAAUCAGUUUUGAAGUAAUUAGACAGUUAUCUUAAUAGGUAUGUUUGUUUAUCAUGGGGACAGUAGACUAGGAAGUUGAUCAUGCCCUAUAAAACAUGUGUAUUCACAUUUCUUUUCUAUGCAUCAUCAUGACGUCAGAAUAGUAUUCCCGGGAUAAGCGAUUAUAUCUAUAUAGCAUCUAUAACUUGAAGGGUGAUGAAUCGUCAAUGAAUGAAAGAAGAAAUGAAUAAGUAUUUAAAUUGAUAAACAUUUAUACCGCAUAAAAAAAAAUAUAAAAUGUUCUGUAACUUUGUGUGUAAUGUUUUUAUUUUUUAUUUUUAAAUACAUCGGAAAUAUUGUUA